AACUAACUGGUGGCCAUGGGGCAACUAAAAACUUUGGAGCUGGUUCCCCUGAUCCUCCGGAGGUUCCGUUUCCACACUGACCACACCCUCUUCGCUUUCUUUCUAGUGAAAGCUGGUGGAAUGCGAAUCGUGCAGAAACACCCGCAUUCUGGAGACACCAAAGAAGAGAAAGACAAGGACGAGGAGGAGUGGGAGACCGAGCCCAGCCCGCCUAAACCCACCGUGUACAUCUCCGGUGUCAUCGCCCGGGGCGACAAGGACUUCCCCCCGGCGGCCGCCCAGGUGGCUCACCAGAAGCCCCACGCCUCCAUGGACAAGUACCCAUCCCAUAGAACCCAGCACAUCCAGCAGCCUCGCAAGUGACCGCGAGGACCCAGCGCCCUCCCCUGCCCUGCCUGGUUCCUGACAUUUGGUAUUUCCCCGGCAAAGAGAACUGCAUUUUCUUCCAAACACUUUUCCAGUGGGAGAUCUAAGGCAAAGCAACGCGCCCUUCCUUUGCCUUACAUUUCCAAAUCAAAGCUAGAAACAGACCCCAAACCUUGUUCCCAGGGAGUCCUGUUUGGUGAGGGGCCAUUAGCAGAACCUGCCGAGUUCUGAGCAAAAUGAAGUUGCUCAGAGUUUAGCUCUAGAACUAUUUCAGCCAUUGACUAAAAGUCCUGCCUGUGGUCUUAAAAACAAAGGGGCACAAAUGUGGGAGGGUUGGAUUGAGAUUAGGAGGAAAGCUCAAUCGUUUUAUGCUUCUGAGUACUAGGACAAUCAAAUCUGCACACCUAAGGGAGCAUAAGAAAUGAGGGUGUUCAUUACGGGGUGGGUUUCAGAAAGACAUCAAAGAAGACUUAAAAUGGACCACAGCAACCCUGAAUGUCACUCCCUGUGCGACCAGGGGUCCCUGUGCAGGGCGACCCCAGAAGGACCAAAGAAAAGUUUGCAUCUCUGAGAUGGCUCUGUUAUUCCAGGAGUCAUCUUGCUGAAAAAUUAGAGGGCAGGUAGUUUGCCCAAAGGUAGUACCUCUGGGAGGAGAUCUCAGUGUGGGUCCCAAGUCCAGCACUGCCCCGCCAUCAAGGCAGCCUGCGCCCGAGCAAUCGAGACAAACUCGUGUUUGUCAUCACUCACCUCUAGAGCUGUCUCUGAGUUCUGGAAGUGGCCACUGGCCAGGCAGACGGAUAGCCAAUUCUGGACACACAGCAAGAGCACAGACUGCAUGGGGAGAGAAGUGAACGCAGAGAGAAAAGACCGAACCUGCCCUUUGUCUCCCUGGGAACAAGAGACACCACAUUCCAUUAGAGCUAGAAAAGCCUGUGUGCCAGUGGGCCCAGCUGUCCAGAUGCCUUCUGCCUGUGCACGUUUGCUGGGCCCACCUUCACUUGGGCCCGUCAGGUGGCCCUGCUUUCUGUGCGUUUCCUUCCCAGAGCCGCCCUGGGCUGCUCUCUGGUUCGGGGGUGGAGUGCCUGCUUUUCUGAAAAGCGAAAGGUUCCUUCAGAUCUUCCUGAGCAGAGGCCUGGGGAGGGCCCUCCCACCAGCCACCCCACUUGCCAGCAGUGGCAUUUGCUGCAGGCCAGCAGUGCACUGUGAGCAGCGUGCCCGCCACCAGCCUUGCGAUGCCAUUCAGUCCAGAGCUGCGAUGAGCAGGGGUGACUCAGACCUAGGCAGACCCAUGCCCUCCCCUGAGGGAAAAGCCCUGCCUGGCUUUCUUAAGGCCCUGUCGUUUCCUCCCACUGGCUUGCGGAAGCUGGAGUCUAACCUUCAAGGUACCAUGUGAUCACAUCUGGUAUUUCUUAGUCUGAGAGGUUGGUUUACACCAAGGCUGGCUUUGGAGAGGCACACUCUGUGGGCAGCAUGGUCGUGGGGCACACAGAGCAAGCAGCUCCUCACCCCCACCCUACCCCCCAGAGUUGGCAUCCCAGAAGGGCGCUGAGAGCAGGCAGUGCAGGUCAGGCCUGUGCAGACCCUUGCACCUUCCACUGCAGAAAUGUAGGCGCGUGUUGAUACCUGGGUUUGCAGGCAGGAGCGCCGUGCUGUUUCCCAAGGGGCAUGUUUAUGUACUUGUAGUUGCACCUGGCAUGUAUCUGUGGCUCGCUGAAAGCAUACUGUUUCCUCAAUGAGUACCAAUUGUUAACUUGAAGAAUAAUACUGAUUAUAAUAAAGCCCCUGCAUUUCUCCUCA
This is a messenger RNA of Myotis brandtii (Brandt's bat), 2163 nucleotides long. It is a transcript of the gene DAP, whose product is annotated as death-associated protein. Gene Ontology annotation, molecular function: death domain binding. Lineage: Eukaryota; Metazoa; Chordata; Mammalia; Chiroptera; Vespertilionidae. Gene Ontology annotation, biological process: cellular response to amino acid starvation; negative regulation of autophagy; apoptotic signaling pathway. The record is from RefSeq and is a predicted model, not a curated record. The coding region runs from base 16 to 363 and encodes 115 amino acids. The transcript is spliced from 3 exons.